Zophobas morio is the source of this 2674-nucleotide messenger RNA. RefSeq lists its product as uncharacterized. Bases 440 to 2182 code for a protein of 580 amino acids. Gene Ontology annotation, molecular function: protein binding; zinc ion binding. Lineage: Eukaryota; Metazoa; Arthropoda; Insecta; Coleoptera; Tenebrionidae. The record is from RefSeq and is a predicted model, not a curated record. The transcript has 4 exons.
CCCGUCACGUGACCGCCCCGUUGACAGCUGGUGAAUCAUUGCCAACACUAAUUUUAGAAUCGUUACGUAUGUUUGCGUUAAUUUUUUAGUUACAUAAACAAUUCCGCCGUUUGUGGGGCAAAAUUCCAUUGUGUUCGUGUCUAUAAGCGCCUCCGCGCCCCCAGACUGCCCAUCGUCGUGCGCAAACCCGCAAGAAGUGCUCCGUCAAAGUUGGUAAUCGUCCGAGUGAGUUGUGUCACUUCGUGUGGAACCUCUUCAGUUUCGUCAUUUUCGUGUCUCGAACGUCGUUCUUGCGGCUCCAGCAUGUCGUAACGCGGUGUUUAAUUGGCCCAGACGUCGUCGGUUGCGAUGCGACUCCGCGACCUGCCCCCGCAGUAAUUUGUUUAAAUAAUCAAAGUGACUUUGUCUGUCAACUGUCAACGUUUGAAAAUUAUUUAAAAUGUCCGAGGAUGGGUUUUCUGACUGUUUCGACGAACCCAACAUGGAAAUACAAAUCGACACCCUCAUGGGCACAUCGUUCGACAUGCGAGUUUCGGCCACCGAUACCAUUCGGGAGAUCAAGCAGCGGAUUCAGCGAGUCGAAGGUAUUCCAAUCCACCAACAGAACCUCAUAUUCCAAUCAAAAGAAUUGAAGGAUUCGCGUCGUCUGUGCGAUGCAGGCAUCAAAAACGGUUCGAUAAUCAAACUAGUGAUAGCGAUGAAAGGCGGUCCUAUUUCAACCCGUCGCUUGUCGGUCAGCUGCGAACACCACAUGAUGCUCAAAGAACUGAAAGAACUCCUCGAGAACACAAGGGACGAAAUCGGCGACAAACUAGCCCCGGGCUCCAAAGUAUCCGUGCUAGUAUUCAAAGAGGGCGACAUUUUAAACCUUCUCCGAGUGAUCGAGAACGAGGACGGUUCGUACUCGCCGUACAGCGAGAAACCCAUAUCUCCCCCCAGCAAACCGAACCGGAAGGAAAUCCAGACGGCAAUGUUCGAGAAGCUGGUGGAAGACACGGACAUGAUGGCGAAGAUAUCGACCCUGAGGAAGAAGAUGGAGGACGUCAACUUGAAGCGGCAGAUGAAGAACAGCAAGAAGGAAGGCGAGAAGAUGGGCUACAAGUUGUUGACGGAGUGCGGGAACGACAUCUUGGAGAACGUGGAUUUGACGAUUUUCGAGAAGAGCGUGGAGGAGGAGAGUCACAGCGAGAGCGAGGAGGUUGCGCUGAAGGACAAACAUCGGAUAAAGACGCGGAAGGGGUUCGGGAAGAGCCUGUACAGCGAGAGCAAGGGGGCGUUCUCGCACACGAAGCAGAGCUACGCGAGGAUACACAAGAAGACGAGGGACUUGAGGAGCGGCGAAGGCACGUCGAAGGAGUCGGAUUUGUGUCUUCCGCUGGCGGUUCCGAAGGGGAACACGGUGCACUUGACGCGGCUCGUGCUGUCGGAGGGGGUGGAGAGGCCGAAGAGCACCGACAGCAUCGAGCUGGAGGAGAACGCGCAGGAUCUGUGGGAGAUACACGAGCCGGCGUCCGAGCGCCUCAAGCACAGCGCCACUUGCAAGUUCGGGCUGCUGAAGCGGCGACAGAGCGUGGACUACUACGAGGACAAGGCCCCCAAGCAGGAGAUAGGAGAGUACGACUACGGGGAGGUCUGCUCCGGGAACUUCUUCCACCAGUUCGUGAGUUCGCCGAGCGCCAUCCCGCCGCAGUACGCGCCCAAGGAGCGCGAUCUGUGCGACAUCUACCGGACGCCGAGGGACUACUACCGGUCGCCGCUGUACGGGCGCGGCAGCAAGACGGAGGAGAAGCUCCCCGAGAUCAAGAGUUUCGGAUGCUCGAGCAUCCAAAGACUGAAGAACGACGAGCAGAAGAGCCUGAGUGAGAGUAUAUUGUCGGGUCACGACGAGAGUAUAGACGAACUUUACGGUUAUUACAAUUUAGGGUGUGCGACGGAUCUGCUGGGCGAGAAGGGGAAGAGCGAAGCUUUGCCUCCUGUGAUAAAGAAGAAGUCUAGGUGUAGCGAGUGUAAUAAGCGCCUGAAUAUCACGAACAUUUAUAAUUGCCGCUGCGGCAAGAUCUUCUGCUCGCAGCACAGGUACUCGGAGGUGCACCGCUGCAGCUACGACUACAAGAGCGAAGGAAGGAGGAUUCUCGAGCACCAGAACCCGUUAGUUACUGCCGACAAGAUUAACCGAAUCUAAAGAGUGCCUGGAUUUAUUUAUUUUAUUAUUUUUUUCUUCUGCUGUAUUGUCGAUUCAGCGAAAUAUACCGUUUACCUUUUGCUUCACUUUUGCGUGCUAGAGUUACGUGUAUUUCUUUCUGGUUAGGGAUGUAAAACGAGCUAGCGGCUAUAUAAUACAGCACACAGUGGCCAGCCGCUUUCGAGGUUUUUUCUUUGUGAUUUGCACGGGAUUGUGGCUGCGAUUAUAUAUUGUCACGAGGUUUUAUUUUUAAUCGUUGAUUUGAGUUUUUCUUCUUCGUUUCUUAGUCUAUGGUCUAACUUAGGGAAUGAUAUUUUUAUUCUUGCAUAUGAAAAAGUUCAAAUGUUCCUACAGUAAUGUUUGGACCGUCCUAAAAAGUUAAUAACACAAAACCGAAAAAAAUUCGUUAUGUAUACUUUGUGAUUAUACUGUGUUAAUAUUUUUAAUCGUUGUAAAUAUUUUCUGUAAAAUAUAACCCCACUUCGUAACUAA